GUUUUAACACACAGGCUAAUUGAGGGGUGUUUUUAUCCGAGUCUGCUUGAUUCUUUCAACACCGUGUACCGUCACCGUGCAUGCAUAGCGGGACCCUGUGAUUCAGUCAGCGUAUUGGCAGUGGGCUCACUUGAUUGCAGAUCUGAGAUAUGUGUGCGUGCCGCAACAAGAGGUCAUUCGGAACGCGGCUGGUGGAGAAACACGCACAGCUUGUUGGAAUCCGCGCCCAUAGCCAAUAUUCGCUCUUUCCUAUCCGUGACAGAGGCUGCAAAAAUGACGAUCAAAAAAAGUAAAACCGUCGUUUUUGAAAGACGUGCAGGGGAUUUAACUGCGUUGUAUUGUAUGAAUGAUUGGAUGAUUGCAGUGGUGUUGGCUAUUAUUACCAUGAUGUCUGUAUGGGCCGCACUCAUCAUAUACAGAUACAUACAGACAGAGAGAGGUAAAAGAAGAAGGAAGGUUGAUGACGACACUAUUUUGGAAACUGAAAAGGACGACAAUGAGACGCGAAACGAAGAAGAACAAAUACUAUCCCGUGUCGAGUCAACAGAGGAGGGUGAAGAAGUCGUGCCAGAGACACUGGAGAGCUGGGAUGGAGAGGAAUGGAGGAGAGAGCCAAUGGAAUGGAUUCCAACAACCAAUGAGGAUGUAGAACCCAUUGAGGGGAUCCCAACCACCAAUAAGGAUGUAGAACCCAUUGAGGGGAUCUCAGCAACAACCAAUGAAGGUGUAGAACCCAUUGAGGGGAUCCCAACAAUAACCAAUGAGGAUGUAGAACCCAUUGAGGGGAUCUCAGCAACAACCAAUGAAGGUGUAGAACCCGUUGAGGGGAUCCCAACAAUAACCAAUGAGGAUGUAGAACCCAUUGAGGGGAUGCCAACCACCAAUGAAGGUGUAGAACCCAUUGAGGGGAUCCCAACCACCAAUGAAGGUGUAGAACCCAUUGAGGGGAUCCCAACAAUAACCAUUGAUGAUAUAGAACCCAUUACAAGGAUCCGAACAACAACCAAUGAAGAUUUAGAACCCAUUAAACAGAUCCGAGCACGGACCAAUGAGGAUCUACAACCCAUUAGACGCAUCCGAACACUAACCAAUGAGGAUCUAGAACCCAUUAGACGCAUCCGAACACUAACCAAUGAGGAUCUAGAACCAAUUAGAUGGAUCCGAACAGCAACCAAUGAGGAUCUAGAACCAAUUAGACGGAUCCGAACAGCAACCAAUGAGGAUCUACAACCCAUUAGACGGAUCCGAACAACAACCAAUGAGAGCGAUGGUCCUUACACGUGGGAGUCAUAUGCUGAGUGGCAGAUCGUUGAGGAGUUUCACCUCGGCUCUCAACCUCAACAGCACUGUGAAGGCAUAUGUCAGCACUAUGACGGCUUAUGUCAGGUCUGUGGAGGCUUGUGUCAUUGCAGUGAAUGCUUAUGUCAGUUCUACGAAGGCUUAUGUCAGGACGACGCCGAGUCCCAGACUGACUGUACCGUGGAUCAAGAGGAGCAGGCUUCUACCAGUCACUAUUCCCUCAGUGACAUAAACUAUCAAUCUGGACAUGAGAAGGAUACAGAUGUGUAUAACCAGGACGAGGAGGGUUUGAAGGAAGUUGAACUGAGUGAUGAUUGUCAAUGUGAGAGCACAGAGGAGGAGUCCGAGGUAAACCAUCCACAUGCCUUUGCCAUCAAGCCUCAGAGAGAUCUGGAAGAGCUCAAUGGAAAUCUCCCUGACAUGAUAUUGACUGACUCUGACCUUACAGAACCUGACCAUGUGUGUUAUACAGAGAUACAGGAAGUACAAUACCCAGAUGAUGACAUGACCAGCCAUGUUGCCGCUGAGAUGAUAUUGAGUGGCACUGACCCUACAGAACCCCUGCCUAAACAUCUGUGUGAUACGGAUAAAGAGGAAGUUGAAUGUCCAGAACAUUAUAUGAACAUCCACGUUAACAUCACGCCUCAAGAAAAGAGGCCUGACGUGAUAUUGACCAACACUGACCUUACGGAACCUCGGCCUGAACAUGUGUGUGAUACAGAGAUACAGGAAGUAGAAUACCCCGAUGAUGACAUGACCAGCCAUGUUGUCUUUUCCAACGAGCCUCAGGAAGAGAGGCCGGAGAUGACAUUGACUGACACUGAACAUGUGUCGGAUAAAGAGAGAGAGGAAGUAGAAUAUCCGGAUGAUGAUAGACACAGCCAUGUUGCUUUUGCCAAAGUCCAGGAAAGUGUAAAUCUCCCUGAGAUAGAACCGGAACAUGUGUAUGAGGUGGAGAGAGAGGAAGUGGGAGUAGAAUAUCCAGAUGAGGUAAUCACUGAAGGUCCAGAACAUCUCAGUGAAAACAUCCCAGAGAUUUUGAGUGACACUGACCUCCAAGAACCUGGCAAUUUAUGUGAAGAAGAAAUACAGGAAGUAGAAUGUACAAGUGAUUAUAUGGACAGCCAGGUUUCCUUUGUCAGCGACACUCAGGAAUCAGAACAUCCCAAUGAAUAUCUACCUGACAUGAUAUUGACUGACACCAAGACUAAAGAACUUGACCAUGUGUGUGAUACAGAGAUACAGGAUGUAGAAUGCCCAGACGUUGAGGCAAACAAUCAUGUUACCUUUGACAAUGAGCCUCAGGAUGAAAAUCUCCCCGAGGUGGCUUUGAGUGACACUGGCCAUGUGUGUGAUUCAGAGAUACAGGAAGUAGAAUACCCAGGUGCAGACAUGACCAGCCAUGUGCCGUCAGUCUCUGAGAGGACAGUAGAAGACGAUAUGAAAGAAGCUAUGGUAGAGGAUCUUGACAUGGAAGCUAUGGUAGAGGAUCUUUGGAGGAAGGACUGUCUACUUCAUGACUAUGUCAUUGAUGGGUUGAGCCAGCCAACUGAUGUUAGAGACACCCAUGUGGCUGAGAGGAAAGGAGACAUCGUUGAUAAUAACAGCAAGGACACACGUGUAGAGAGGAGAAGAAAAGACAGAGUGAUGAUACACGGAUAGAGGAGAGUU
Molecule: messenger RNA, 2970 nt
Organism: Salmo salar (Atlantic salmon)
Lineage: Eukaryota; Metazoa; Chordata; Actinopteri; Salmoniformes; Salmonidae
Cellular component (GO): membrane
Molecular function (GO): starch binding
Source: RefSeq, a predicted model, not a curated record